This is a messenger RNA of Schistosoma haematobium, 6721 nucleotides long. RefSeq lists its product as uncharacterized. The transcript has 15 exons. Gene Ontology annotation, biological process: regulation of transcription by RNA polymerase II; neuron differentiation; cell development. Gene Ontology annotation, molecular function: RNA polymerase II cis-regulatory region sequence-specific DNA binding; DNA-binding transcription factor activity, RNA polymerase II-specific. NCBI's taxonomy places the organism in Eukaryota, Metazoa, Platyhelminthes, Trematoda, Strigeidida, Schistosomatidae. The record is from RefSeq and is a predicted model, not a curated record. Bases 1 to 6714 code for a protein of 2237 amino acids. Gene Ontology annotation, cellular component: nucleus.
AUGGCUUUCACACAAAUUGGAUGUUCCUCUUCAUAUAAAAUGACAAUAUGUCCACGAAACCCAUACCCAACGACAAUGUCUAUAAAUAAUGAUGUUAAACAUGAUGAAGAUGGAUUUUCAACAAAUGAUUAUGGUAUUAAACCCAAUUCUUGGGAAUGUUCUGAUUUAAAAAAUGACCUAACCCAAAAUGAAGCACUUAGUAACAAUCAACAAUAUCAACAAGAACUAAUGAAUGUUCCAUUUAUUACAUCACAACAUAAACCAUAUCAAAAUUUAGGAUAUACUGGUAAAAAUUUUGUCAAUAAUUUACAACAUUCAAAUAGAGAAAUGAAAGAGCCGGGUAAAAAUGAAUUGGACAAUUUAGAAGUAUUUUCAUCAGAUAGAUUAACGCAUAGUUUAAAUUAUUCAAAACCUACUUCAUUAUACCAUCACCAUGAUCAGCAUCAUGGUGAUGAUGAUGAUGAUGAUGAUCAUCAUCAUCAUCAACAAGAACAACAAUAUGCUAAUCAUUUAAAUUAUCCUUUAAAUGAUCAAAAAACGAAUUAUAAUCUUUAUCAUCAACCAAAUAAUGAUCCUGUAUUACAUUCAUCAAUAUCUAUGCAUUUUCAUGAACCAUCCAUUUAUUUUAGACAACCGAAAGAAAUGAAUAAUAAUACCUCAGAGACUAUAAUUUCAAAUUAUUCAGAACAGGAAAUAAUAGAAAAUAAAUUCUUGUCAAAUGUAAACAUACCUAACUCAUUAGAUCAUUUAUCCAAUUCGUCUAAAUCAACAUCGAUAACAACAUCAACAGCAACAACAACAACAACACCAUCAGCAGCAGCAGCAGCUGCAUCAAGAGCAUCGAUUGAAUUACAUAUUGGAGAAAUGAAUGAAGUUCAUUCAAAUCAAUAUGGUAAUCUAAGUACAGAUUUUCAUUUAAUUCAUAAAAAUGAAAAUGAUUUAACAGAAUUUUCGAAUUAUACGCCAUAUUUAAAUAAAUUAUUUUCAUCUAAAGUAUUAUUUAAUCAUAUACAACAACAAUCAUUAAGUCAACAGCAUACUACUGAUAAUAAUUUAAUAAGUAGUAGUGGUAAUAAUAAUAAUAGUAAUGCAUGUACUAUAACAAAUAUUAUUAAUGAUAAUCUAUAUACUAAUAAAAAACAUCAUGAUUCAAACGUAUUAUUAUUAACAACUACUUCACUUUUUCCUACUCAUACUACUUAUACUACUGGUACAUGUAGUAGUAUCAAUGAGGACAAUUCAAAUCAUAAUAAAAAUUAUACUACUACUACUACUACUACUACUACUACUACUACAAUUAUGGAUUAUGAAAAAUUUCAACCAAAUGAUUAUAAAUUAUUAUCUGAAAAGGGUUUACUGAAAACAAUAGAGCAUCACUCUUCGUCUUCUUCUUCAUCAUCAUCGUCAUCCACUUUCGAGUCUCGUGAUAUAAAAUAUCCUAAUACACAAAUAUUAAAUGAUAAAAUACAAUCAUCAUCACUAUCAAUAUCCUCUUCACAUUCUCCGAUAAGAAUAAAUGAAAUGAAUAAUUCAAAUAUAAUAAUGACAUCAAAUAAUUCAUUAUAUCGUUGUAUACCUUCAAUUCAUCCUCCAACUGUAAAUGUUUAUUCACAAGUUAUAAAUUCAACUCAUUCAAAACAGCCAAUCUAUCCACGAAUACCAACAAAUGAUUUGUCAAUAGAACAUCCUCAUUUUCAUAUACGGAAUAAUGGUAAUAAAACUGGUAACAAUAAUAUUAAUAAUAAUCCAUAUCCAUUCAGUGGGAAUUUACCACAUCCUCAUCAUCAUCAUCAUCAUCAACAACUUCUAUCUAGAUCAGUUCAAAAUUCUAAUAAUACUCAUUUACAUCAUUCAGUUUAUUUAAAUAAUGGACAUUUAAGAAAUUUCAACCAAACUAAUGGUUCUAGUAUUGGACACACAAAUCAUCAUGGAUUUACUUAUGGUCUUGAUGGUACACGACGUAAAAAUGCUACUAGAGAGAGUACUACAACAUUAAAAGUUUGGUUACAAGAGCAUAUGAAAAAUCCAUAUCCUACUAAAGGGGAAAAAAUAAUGCUUGCUAUUAUCACAAAAAUGACAUUAACACAAGUUUCAACAUGGUUUGCAAAUGCUAGACGACGUUUAAAAAAAGAGAAUAAAAUGAGUUGGCCACCAAAAUCAAUUGGAAGUAAUCAUAGUAUAGAACAGAAAAGUCCAAUCAAUUUAAAUUCCGCACAAAAUUCAAAUAUAAAUCAUCAUGUAAAUAAUGAAAAAUCUAUUGGACAUUUAAUGAAAUCAACUAAAAAAAUUCAAAAUAAUCAAGAUUUAAAUGAAGAUGAAAUAAUUUUAGAAGGAGAUGACGAUGAUGAUCAUGAUGAACAGAUGGUUGAAGAUGAAAUCGAUGGUCACAAUGAUAACGAAGAUCAUAAUAAUGAUGAUGAUGAUGAAGAUGAUAAUGAUGACGGCAACAACGACGACGACGACGACGAUGAUGAUGAUGAUGAUGGUGAUGACGAUAAUGAACAAAAUGAUAAUGGUGAAUUUGAUGAAGAUUAUAAUGAUGUUGUAGAAGGUGAUCUUGUAUCGAAUAAACAUAAUUGUAGACAAAAUUAUUUAAAUUCCUCACAUCAUAAUUUUCAAUCAAUUCCAUCAUUUUUAUCGCAUUCAAAUCAUGAUUCUUCAAUUUGUGAACAAUCUACAAAUCGUUUUAAUUUGAAUAUAAUUCCAAAUGAAAGAAAUUCUGAAUUAUUUCAUUAUACUACUAAUACUUAUCUUACAUCAUCAUCACAAACAUUCCCACAUUAUAGUCAUUUAUCAAAUGUUCAUUAUGAUGAUAAUAAUAGUCACAUUGGAAUACGUAAUUCACACACAAUGAAUGAAUGCCUACUUUCUAAUAGUACUGAUACUACUACUACAAAUACUACUAAUACUAUGCAUAGUAGUAUUAACAGUACGAGUAUUGAAACGAAUAUACUUUCUAAAUUACAACCUCAAUCAAAAUCAUUUCAUCUUUCAUAUGAAAUUCCUUCAGAUAUGAAUCAAAAUUCUUUAUAUUCAACAAUGAAAUAUCAUAAUUCAGUUCAUUCUACUAUUUCAUCAUAUUUACCUACAAUUAUACAAUCAUCAACAUAUUACACUUCAUCUAUACCAAUCAACAAUACUACGAAUACUACAGUGAAUUAUCCACAUUCAAAUCUUGUAUCCUCCUCCUCAUCAUCAUCACCAUCAUCAUUAUCAUUAUCAUCGAAUUCAUUGAUUCAUAAUGAACAAAUUCCAUUAAGUCAAUCUAUUAAUUAUCCACAUUCUUUAAUAUUAAAGCAUAAUAAACAAUCAUUAAUAAAUACAGAUAUGAUAUUCCAAGUUAGAGCUUGGCUGAUGAUACGGUUUGGUGAUUUCCGUAGUAAUCGAUAUAUUGUGCAUACUGAUAUUGAUGAUGAUGAUGAUGAUCAUAAAUUGACUAAUGAACAGUUUAAUAAAUCAUGUAAAAUUGAACUUCAAAUGAAUUUAACUCAUUUUCAAUAUGAUUUAAUAAAUCAAUUCAAAUCAUUUGGACAAUUGCUUGCUCCAUUUGAAGAUGGCGGUAUUUUAAAUUAUUUAUUUGAACAAAUUACUAUUAAUAGUAGUAACAGUAGUAAUAUUGAUAGUAGUCUAUUACAUAAUGAUAUGACAUCGAUUUAUGAUAAUCAAUCAAUAACAUUAUUAAAAUUGAUUGAAAUCAAUGAUACAUUUACAUUUUUAAGUAAUACAAUUAAUUCUAUGUUAUUUCAUAGUAUACAAAAUAUAAAUGCCUAUAAUGUAUUAUUAAUGAAUCCGAAUGAAUUCAAUACAACAUUCAUAAAUAGUCAGAAACCAUUUGUAACUAGGAAAUUUAUUGUCUUGAUUAUUAUUGAAAUUUUAUUGAUUUUUAUUUGUUUCUUAUUAAGUAUGUGUUAUUUAAUAUUCUUAUAUCCACCUAAUUGUAUUCAACGAAAAUCAUCAUUGAAUUAUAUAAAAUAUUUAAAAAUUAAACAAGUUUUAAGAGAUCCAAAGUAUAAGAAUGAUAUGAAUAAUUCUAAUAUAACUGAUAUUACAUCAGAUAGUUUAUCAAAUAAAUAUAUACAAAAUAAUGAAAUGUCAAGAUAUACUACUGAAUGGAUGUUUAGAAAUGAAGAAAAUAUUUCAACCAAUUCAUCAGAUAUUUAUAUUAAUGAUCCAACAUACAAUCGUCAACUAUCUAAAAACACUUUAACAAAUUCUAUUAAUUCAUCAACAUUCACUAAUCAUAAUGAAAUACAACAACCAAUUCAAAAUCAAAUCCCUUCAUCAAUGAUGAUGAACUCAUUACAAUUCCCUAGUCAAUUGAAAGUAUAUCUUAUUUUAAAAAUAAUAGUCUAUAGUUUAAUUUGUAUAAAUAUAUUCCUGAGUAUAGUAUGUUUCUAUGCAAUGGAUAGUAGUUUUAUACAUUUUCAACCUAAAUUCAUAGAUAAUACAACAAAUCCAACUGUAAAAACAUUCAGAAAUUUAUUAAUGAAUGAAGUUGUAUAUAAAUUACCUGAAUAUUUACAAGAAAUGAUCACUCAAGGUCAAAUAUAUACAAAUCAAACAUUUAGAAUCAUUGAAAAAGAACUUGAUAAUCAGUUAUUGAUAACUACUGAAAAGAUAAUCCAAUCAUUGCUUGAAACAUAUCAACUAUCACCUGUAAUUGAAUCAGCUGAAUCGAUUUCUUAUAGUAUCAAUGAAACAGUAACAGCUAGUCAAAUUAUUAAUGUACAACAGAAAACACUUCAACAAGAUAUGAACAGUUAUAUUGGUGAAUUACGUGGUUAUGCUAAUAUAUUGAAUAAAACAUUAGAUUCAAUAUGUGGAAAGUUGAAUGAAAAUACCUUAGAAAAAGUGACAUGUAAACAGUUACAAUUCAAUAAUUCAAUUUUAUUAAUCAAUGUUGAUACAAAAUUAUUUGAAUUUGAAUCCAGUUCAAUUUUGGUAUUUUUAAUGAAUGAUUUAAAUAUUAGUUUAAAUUCAAUAACCGAUCAAUUUAAUCGAAUUAAAAAUUUAUUAAAUCUAAAAAAAGAUGAAGUGAUUCAAAGUAUGAAAUCAACAUUCAGUUUGAAUGAUUACUUCAAUCUAUUUACAUCUAUAUGGAUAUUAUUACAACAAAAUAUUGUGGAUAAAUUAAAUUCAUAUUUAACUAUCAAUAAACAACAAGAAAUUGAUCAUUAUUUAAAAUUAAUUAGUUAUGUAAUAUCUAUCAUUGGUUAUGUAAUCAUUACAUUGAUAUUAAUGUUAAUUACAUUCUUCUUAAUUUAUUGUAUACUUUAUAUAGUUGAUAUUUAUAAUAGGAAUUUAUUUACUAAACAAAAUGGUAUAAAGUAUGAUCCAUCUCAAUUAUUUACUCUACAAAUUCAAGGAGAAUUUCAUAAGAAAUUAUUUCUUCUUCAAUUAAAUCGUUCUAUCUAUUUACCUCAUAUUAUCAAUUAUAAACAUAUUCAAUAUCUAACUAUAACUGCUUUAAUCAUAAGUCUAUUAUUUAGUUUCAUUCUAUUUCUUCUUUAUAUGAUUUUACCAUUGUUAAUCUUAUUCGAUACAGAAUUAUGUCGUUAUCUGAAUACAGAUUCUGGUAUAUUAAUUACAGAUUUCAUUCUUGAUUUAUAUCUACAAUAUCAAUGGUCAAAUUUUACAUUAUUAUCAAAUGAUGAUUUAUUAAAUUAUAUUAAUUUAUCUCCACCAAAACAUGUUUAUUCAACAAUUCGUAAUCAAUGUCAACCUAUUAUGUACAAUAAUCAUGAUCUGAAUACUACUACUACUAAUACUACUGAUAAUACUACUAACAAUACUACUAAUACUACUACUACUAAUAGUAAUAAUAAUAAUAAUAAUCAUACAUAUCGUAAUUAUAAUUUAUUAAAAUUACUUAAUUAUAGUCAAAUUAUUAAUUUUGAUAAACUUUUAUAUUCAUCAAUAAUUCAAGAGAAAAUUAAAGAUGCUGAAAUCUCAUCUGUAAAUAAAAUCAUUAAUAUGGACCUUGUGAAAUUCAUCCCGUCUGAUUUGGAUAGUUUAACAUCUAUUGCUAGAAAAUUAUCUGUUUAUCUAGAUGGUAAAAACUAUAAACCUACUAUUCAAGAAAUUAUUCAUUUUAUAUCAAUAAAAUCAAAUUUAUUGAAUUAUUUAAAUGAAAUAAAAAAAUUUAUACAAUUCAAUGGAACCAUGUUUAAUUUAAUCGAUAUUAUUGAUCAGAUCAAUAAUUCAUUAAUUAUGUAUGAUCAAAUUACCAAAUCAAUUAAUCCAUUAAUUAAUUUAUUUGAAAAACUUGAAAUCAAUAAAAAUUUAACACAACGACUUGAUCAAAUAUUGAAUGGAUUGAAUAACUUCAAAAAUAUUUCAUCUGAUCCUCAAAGAUUGACCGAAUCCAUACGUUUAAUAUUUCAUUCAUCUAUUCAAUCUUUAUUAAAUCAUACAAGUACAUUAUUAAAUAAUCAAUUUGAACAAUUAUUUGCUAAUAUUAUACCAUGUAAUAAUAUUAAUAAAAUAUUAAUGAUCAUAUUAAAUCUAUUUUGUAAUAGAACAAAUAGUAAUAUAUUAAGUUUAGGAUGUUUUAUAUUGAUUAUAUCGAUAUCAUAUUUUUUAUUGAUUAUUACAUUAUUUAUUUUUAUUAUAUAUUCUAGAAAACAUAUUGAUUUAUUGAUUUAUACAAAAUGGGAAAAUAUUCCAUUAUAUAAUUCUGUGAAAUUAUGUUAUAAACUUCUUAAAUAUAAUUAGUUGUUUG